Cuscuta campestris is the source of this 1394-nucleotide messenger RNA. The record is from the annotation of a GenBank genome assembly. NCBI's taxonomy places the organism in Eukaryota, Viridiplantae, Streptophyta, Magnoliopsida, Solanales, Convolvulaceae.
CGUAACACUAGCUACUUCAACAUACUCAUAGAAGAAUGGAACCGGAACCGGAACCGGAACUGAUGACUAGCGACACCAUUGCGGUGCCGAAACCUAUAGGCCCGAAUGAGCCCGAUCCCCAGGAAAAGUACGCUCCCUACGUGAGGCACGACUCCUACGGGAUCAUGGGCCGGGCCCCCCUCCCGUGGACCGAGAAGGUCUUGCUGGGGGUGGCAAUGUUGACGCUUUUGCCCCUGAGGGUGGCGGCCGCGACGACGCUGGUCGUGCUCUGCUACCUGACGUGCCGGAUCUGCACGGCGUUUCUGGGCCCGAACGAGCACGGGAACUACGCGCAUUUGGAGGGGUGGAGGAGGAAGGUCAUCAUGGCCAGCGGCAGGUUCACCGGCAGAGCGCUUCUCUUUGCCUUUGGAUUUUAUUGGAUCGACGAAACCCACCGGUGCCACCAUCACCUCCCUCCUCUAAAGUCAAACCACAAGGCGGGAAGCGAAGAAGAAAGGGCGGGAGUGAUCGUGUCGAACCAUGUGUCUUAUACGGACGUCUUAUACCACAUGUCUUCUUCUUGUGCCAGCUUUGUAGCCAAGAAAUCCGUGGCUAGGCUUCCCCUUGUUGGCCUCAUCAGCAAAUGCCUAGGUUGUAUCUAUGUAGAGAGAGAAUCUAAGACACCAGAUCUCAUUGGUGUUUCAGGUGUGGUGAACCAAAGAAUCCAGGAAGCUUACAAGAACAAGUUCUCUCCAAUGGUGAUUCUUUUUCCAGGUCAAACUAACUCUUGCAAAUUUUUUUCCCAUGAAAUUUGAGGACCCUUUGUUAUAAAUGAACAAAAACAAUGCACUAGCUAAAGACACCAAAACUAGGAGAGUAUCAUGUACAGUUUUUCAUCUCACCAAAAGCUAAAAAACAAAAAGAAAAAAAGUAAACCUACUGGUUCAUCUUCUUCUUCAUUGUUAAAAUGAUGUUUCACAACAGAGGGCACAACAACAAAUGGAGACUUCCUCCUUCCAUUCAAGACGGGUGCAUUUGUGGCAAGAGCUCCGGUCCAUCCAGUCAUCAUACGUUAUCCAUACCGCAGGCUUAGCCCUGCCUGGGACUCCAUUUCAGGGGCUAGGCAUUUGAUUCUUCUUCUCUGUCAAUUUGUAAAUCAUAUGGAAGUGAUCCGGUUACCAGUAUACUAUCCCUCACCACAAGAAAAGGAUGAUCCUAAACUAUAUGCAGAAAAUGUCCGCAGGUUUAUGGCUCACGAGGGAAGUCUGAUACUGUCAGAUAUUGGAUUGGCAGAGAAGCGAGCAUAUCUUAGUGCUUGUAACGGUGACACAAGAACUACUGCUAACAAUCAUCAGAAAGUCAAUUGAUACAAAUAUGGAUUGAUGAGCAGCUUGUAGUAAAGUUAUGGCAUUCCC